This is a messenger RNA of Phlebotomus papatasi, 2509 nucleotides long. RefSeq lists its product as uncharacterized. The transcript is spliced from 5 exons. Bases 514 to 1521 code for a protein of 335 amino acids. The record is from RefSeq and is a predicted model, not a curated record. NCBI's taxonomy places the organism in Eukaryota, Metazoa, Arthropoda, Insecta, Diptera, Psychodidae.
ACUGUGACGACGCUAAAUUGUCAGAAGUGUUCUCUCAGUCGUGCAGAACGGUGGAAAAUUCACUGUUGGGCGCAAAAAUUGUGCCCAUUUUUCACUGAAGGAUUUUCCAUGGAAACUCUUUAUACACCACCGUGAGAAAUUAGGCCAUAGUGAAAGUUAACAAGUGAAAAAUUAGAUAAAUUGUUUGAAUUUUUGAAGACGGUACUGAAAAUUGAAAUUUCCUGCCAGCUUUUAUUUCAAAGCUCCCCUGAACACACAAAACUAAUCACAUUGAAACAUAUCGAUCGUGUUCUUGUGCGUCGAAUUUUACACCAACAAAAGAGGGUGCUCUAUCUCAGGCCCCUUCCUGAGGAAGAAGGGACGUACAGAGGGAUCAUAGUGUGAAGAAGAAGUUCUCUCGCCUAAAAGCAUAACACUGUUAGCAAUUCUUCUGUCCUUCAAAUGUCUCUGUAACUGUCUCCCUCCCCGAAAGUUCUCUCUAACCCCCUUCGCGAAAAUAAAAGCUACAACGCAAUGGCGCCAUUCAAGCUAAAGUUCCGCAUGGGCAGCUCCAGGAGCACCUCACAGGAAACCACAGCUGAACCGGACGUUACCCAAACCCACCAGCAACCACUGCUUGGGAAUCAACCCUCAACGGCCUCCACAACAACCAUCGACACGGACAGCUUAGGAUCGAUGAGUGGAGACAGCAGGGCACUCAUCCAGAACUCCUCUUCUGCCUCCGGACGCAUAGGAUACGAAAAUCCAACGUUACAGCAGAAUUUUUCCGACACGAGCUCCGUGAACAGAAACAGCACAGUUCCUCUUAGUCCACCGCCGUCCUACGAACACGUUCUAGAAGAGAUUUCCAAAAUAACAACCCACAUGGAAAUGUUACAGAAUCGCCUAGCAGCUCUGGACAAGGACAACAAUCCCACAAAUUCCCCCGCCAACUGGACAUACUGCAGUGGAGCCUCAACGGCUUCGUGCAAUACCAUGAACGACAGCUGUACUGGGAAUGCUGAGAGCUGUCCCCUGAAUGAUACAGAAGAGUCUUUAGACUCGCCUAUAUAUACUUGUUCAACCAUGACAACCCCAUCACAAGAAAAUCUCUUAACCUGCACUGGUUCUUGUGAUCCUCUCUAUGCCCACUCUUCGUGUCCAGGGGCCCAGGAGGCCGGACAGGAGGGUCAGCAGCAGGGAGAGUGUCACUCAGAAGCGAGUGAGGAGGAGGAGAACAAUUCAGAAGCUGAAUGGAACUCCCAUGAGCAUCAGCAGCAGCAGAUGAGAAUUCAACUGCCGCAGCAGAGUCCAGAGAUCCUCAGCAACAAGAGCAGUAAGGAGCUAUACAAGGCUGUGGCAAAGCAGUAUGGCAUCACCUGUGAAAUGAGCUCAUCCUGCAAAUGUCUUGAAUGCGCGUGCCAUUAUUUUGACUGCGAAUACGAAGAGAACGAUCAUCAGAAAACAGAUGGAGGACUUGGUGCUGGAACGCCAAUGUUUAUCAGCGAAGUUAUGCACGGAUCAGCCUGCAAUAUUCUCUAAAAAAAAAAAAAAAAACUGAACAUUGUCCACCCAAUUUUAAGCAUUUUUGUCGAGAGUUUUGAAGUGUAACUUUUCCGGCCUCAGAAAAUUCUUUGAAACGGAGGUACUAAGAAAUUUUGCACUGAACUACGAUCAAUUUUGUCGAAUUUUUCCUAAUAAAACUGAAGGUUUAAAUUAAGGAAAUAUUGUAAUUUUAGAAAUAAACUGAGACAAAGUGUCUAAUAUUGAUAUUUAUUAAAAGAAUAGUGUAAAAAUUGCACAUUUUUCUAUAGGAAAACAAUUCCCAUGAAAAAAAAAUAUUUAUUGUAAUUUCCCGUAAACAUUUGCACAAAAAAUAAUAUGGUGAACAAACACCUAUUAAGGUCUUAAGAAAAUAUUUGUAAUCUCUAUUCCACUAAUCAGGGUGUCCAUGAAGCAGAUUAGGAGACAACAAAAUAAUUCUUGUGUGAACUGUGGAAAGUUAAUUGAUGAGAUUUUGGUGUAGGAAAAUAGUCUGUUAGGGAUAUAUUUUUAUAGAAAAGCUCCAAACUGAAAAAAAAUUGUGAAAGAUUUGGAGGCACUUCAGCGACUGUUAGUGAUCUUGCAAAAAAUGAUUAGAACAAUGAAUAUUCACUUCUAUGAUGACCCCUACAAUGAUGGUUCUAACGAAAUUCUAACUGAAGUUGACACGAGACUUGACUGAGAAGAAAUAUUUGAAUUAGUUCCCAUAAAAUAGAACAUAAGUCUCUCUCUAACCAAAGUUUGACAGCAAAACUCUCUCUUUCUGGUUAAGAUUUCAUUCACUGCCCAUGCACAGAUCCAUCACCUUCAAUCAACAAUACACCCACUGAAAAGGAACAUGACUUCACAUCUUUCUUCAAAAUCUCCAACAACUUUUACCCCAGGAAGAAAAUCAGUUCGAAGAGUUUAGCCUAUGUGGAAAUUGUAACUGGAGGGAGAUUGUAACUAAUUUUAUAAAAUAAAAUUUAUGUUUGUAAAGAUACAAGAA